AUGGCUGUGGCCUCUGCUGCCCCAGGGAGCCUCUUCUGUAAGCAGCUCCUUUUCUCUCUCCUGGUUUUAAUAUUGUUUUGCGAUGCUUGUCAGAAAAUUUCUCUUCAAGUUCCUUCUCAUCUUCAGGCUGAAAGCCUUGUAGGAAAAGUGAAUCUGAAGGAGUGUCUCCAGUCAGCCAGCCUAAUCCGGUCAAGUGAUCCUGACUUCAGAAUUCUUAAAGAUGGCUCAAUUUACACAACACAUGACCUCAUUUUGUCUUCCCAAAGGAAGAGUUUUUCCAUUUUUCUUUCAGACAGUCAGAAGCAGGAACAGAAAAAGAUAGAAAUUGUACUGGAAGCAAGAGGAAAGAAGGUUUCUAAAAAGAAACGUGCCAAAGACACAGUCCUCCAGCGCAACAAGAGACGAUGGGCUCCUAUUCCAUGUUCACUGAUGGAGAACUCAUUAGGUCCAUUUCCACAACAUGUGCAGCAGGUCCAAUCUGAUGCUGCACAGAACUACACCAUCUUUUACUCCAUAAGUGGACCAGGAGUGGACAAAGAGCCCUUCAAUUUGUUCUUCAUAGAUAAAGAUAGUGGGGAUAUUUUUUGUACACGAAGCAUAGAUCGUGAGCAAUAUCAAGAGUUUCCGAUAUAUGCCUAUGCUACAACUGCAGAUGGUUAUGCACCAGAAUACCCACUCCCCUUAUUAUUCAAAGUGGAAGAUGAUAACGAUAAUGCCCCCUAUUUUGAAUCCAAAGUGACUAUCUUUAAUGUGCCUGAAAAUUGCCGAAUUGGAACGUCAGUGGGAAAAGUGACCGCCAUAGACCUCGAUGAACCUGACACUCUACAUACUCGUCUGAAAUUUAAAAUCUUACAGCAAAUUCCAGACCACCCAAAACAUUUCUCCGUACACCCAGACACAGGCGUCAUCUCCACAACGUCACUUUUAUUGGAUAGAGAAAAAUGUGAUACAUACCAGUUAAUAAUGGAAGUACGAGACAUGGGGGGCCAACCUUUUGGUUUGUUUAGUACAGGAACAAUUACUAUUUCACUCGAAGAUGAAAAUGACAAUGCACCAUAUUUUACAGAAACUGCUUAUUUUACAGAAGUAGAAGAAAACAGAAUCGAUGUCGAGAUUUUACGAAUGGCUGUACAUGACGUGGAUUCGCCAUUUACUCCUCACUCAAAGGCUGUAUACAAAAUCCUACAAGGAAAUGAAAAUGGAAACUUUAAAAUUAGCACAGACCCAAAUACAAAUGAAGGAGUCUUGUGUGUUGUCAAGUCAUUGAAUUAUGAAGCCCACCAUCAAAUCAUUUUGAAAAUUGGUGUGGUUAACGAAGCACAAUUCUCUAAUUCACCAAACUCACAACCUCCUACUAUGUGCACUACGACUGUCACCGUUAAAGUUAAAGACAGUGAUGAGGGUCCUGAAUGCCAACCACCAGUAAAAGUUAUUCAGAGUAAAGAUGGCCUCCCAGCUGGCCAAGAACUCCUUGGAUACAAAGCAAUGGACCCAGAAACGCGCAGUAGUGAAGGCUUAAGGUAUAAGAAGAUAGGAGAUGAAGAUGACUGGUUUGAAAUUAAUGAACGAACUGGUGACUUGAAAACUAUAAAAGUACUAGAUAGAGAAUCAAAAUUUGUAAAAAAUGGCCAGUACAAUGUUUCAGUGGUUGCAACAGAUGCAGAUGGCAGAUCUUGCACUGGCACAUUAGUCGUUCUUUUGGAAGAUCAUAAUGAUCACCCACCACAAAUUAACAAAGAUGUGACAAUUUGUCAGCAUCAUCAGGAUUUUGCUCUUCUCCAACCUGUGGAUGCAGAUGGACCAGAGAAUGGUCCACCUUUUGAAUUCCGUCUGGAUAAUUCUGUCAACAAACUUUGGGCCUUAGAAAAAAAAGAUGAUAAUACUGCAUUGCUUCGUGCAAAGCAACAACUUGAUUAUAACAUUUAUAAUGUGCCUAUUGAAAUAAAAGAUAAACAUGGUCUUGCUGCAAAACACGUAUUGUCAGUCAGAGUAUGUGACUGUACAACUCCAUCUGAAUGUAACAUGGCUUCGGCAACAAGAGAGCGUGAUAUUAAAGUAGCAAAAGUCAUACUUGGAAAAUGGGCAAUUCUUGCCAUGGUGUUGGGUUCUGCAUUGUUGUUAUGUGCCCUGUUUACAUGUUUCUGUGUUACUGCUAAGAGAACAGUAAAGAAAUGUUUUCCAGAUGAUGUAGCCCAACAAAAUUUAAUUAUCUCAAAUACUGAAGGACCUGGAGAAGAAGUCAUGGAAGCAAAUAUUAGACUCCCCACACAGACAUCCAACGUCUGUGACACAAGCAUGUCUGUGGGCACUCUUGGUGGCCAGGGAGUCAAAACACAGCAAAGCUUUGAGAUGGUCAAAGGCGGCUACACUUUGGACUCCAGCAAAGGCGGUGCACAGCAGACCCUGGAAUCCGUCAAGGGAGCAGGACUGGGAGUAACAGAUACCGGCAGAUACACAUACACCGACUGGCACAGCUUUACCCAGCCUCGGCUUGGCGAAGAAUCCAUUAGAGGACACACUCUGAUUAAAAAUUAA
Messenger RNA from Pteronotus mesoamericanus, 2535 nucleotides. It is a transcript of the gene DSC1, whose product is annotated as desmocollin 1. Gene Ontology annotation, biological process: cell-cell adhesion mediated by cadherin; multicellular organism development; cell morphogenesis. The transcript has 16 exons. NCBI's taxonomy places the organism in Eukaryota, Metazoa, Chordata, Mammalia, Chiroptera, Mormoopidae. The record is from RefSeq and is a predicted model, not a curated record. The coding region runs from base 1 to 2535 and encodes 844 amino acids. Gene Ontology annotation, cellular component: plasma membrane; catenin complex; adherens junction. Gene Ontology annotation, molecular function: calcium ion binding; cadherin binding.